CCGCUCCGCUUUCCCCGCAGUUGCAGGCUGUAAACAUGGCGACGUUUUUUGGUGAGGUUUUAUCAGUCUACUCAAGAGCAGUUGAAGAGGAUGAUGAGGACACGGAGGCGGAAAACGAGGAGGAUUUACAGAUCCGGAGAGAAAUUGAAGAGAAAAGAGAGGUUCAUGUCCGGUGGUGUCCAGAGGUUUCCAAAGCAGUUGAGAGUUCUAACAAGCUUCAGUGCUCCAAUCUAAUCAUAGCGGUUGGACCCAAUGCUGCAGGUUCUAUCUCAGCGUACGUGCUGAACUCGGAAGACUGGACGCAGGUGGGAUGGGUGUCGCUAUGGAAUGAAAGAAGUCGUGGGUCCACUCGGCCGGACGCCGCUCCUCUGCCAGGAGAGCCUGGCUGCAUCAUCCACCAGCAAAAGAGCUCUCCCUUUGUACUGAUUUGCCAGUGUACAUGCUAUGUUGCAGAAGACCAGCUGUUCCAGUUGGCUGAAAAGGUAUUGGGCAGCGUGCAAAGGAGAGGACUGAACGUGACCGUUUUGUCUGAUUUUCCACUGGCUGAUUAUAAAACUUCAGAUUACCUGAGUGGAAGCAGCACUCCGUUCUUACGGGCACUCAAGACCACAUCGUUUACAGGAAGCCUGCCCUGCCCGGCACUAGAACAGCCCAACAUUAUCACAGGACUACCUGCCGCAGUGCUCAGUCACUGCCAGGUCCAGCGCAUCCCGGCCGUGUGCUUCCAGUGCUUCAGUGAUGUCAUCCACCCAGAUUCAAUCACCAUGAAGGCGUAUGAACCUGCUCUCUCAUGCCUCAGCAAACUGGUGAAGCUGGAGGCCAGACCAAGUGUGGAAAGCUUGCAGAAAUUAACCAGAAUUAAUGACUCUCAGAGCAACCUUUACACAUGAAGUGAAGCAGUGAGCAUGCGCACUCACGUGUAUUCAUGUGUGCUGUACAUUUUAUUGCUAUUAAAACAUUGUGUUCUGUAGAA
Molecule: messenger RNA, 973 nt
Organism: Trichomycterus rosablanca
Lineage: Eukaryota; Metazoa; Chordata; Actinopteri; Siluriformes; Trichomycteridae
Gene: psmg1
Product: proteasome (prosome, macropain) assembly chaperone 1
Exons: 7
Coding region: 36-890 (284 amino acids)
Biological process (GO): proteasome core complex assembly
Cellular component (GO): endoplasmic reticulum
Molecular function (GO): proteasome binding
Source: RefSeq, a predicted model, not a curated record